AUGGACCCACUAACCCCAGUUCCCGCCUCCGUCAAGCUAGCACUCACUAUUGGCGCCGUUACAGGCGCAACCGUGGCCUUCAUAGCCAACCGUGAACAGGUGUUGGAAACAGCAGAGUCCAUGUUUGAGAAUGGAGCUCGAUUUUGCAGAGCACAGUUGGAGAGGUCCCGUAAGAACAAGAUGUUUGCUGAUGCCCAUGAAGACAACUGGUUUGCCAACCAGAAUCUCUCCAAUGUGGACGAUAGUGACUCCAGUGACGACGAUAUGACCACACCAGACGCCUCUGAUUUUGCAGCAUCGCCAGAAACGUCUGACUACUACGACAGCGACGAUGACGAACACGAAGAGGUGCAGAUGCGGCGCAGAAGAAUGUCUGACGAGGUCAAGGGACACAUUGAAGAGGUGGAUUAG
Molecule: messenger RNA, 411 nt
Organism: Suhomyces tanzawaensis NRRL Y-17324
Lineage: Eukaryota; Fungi; Ascomycota; Pichiomycetes; Serinales; Debaryomycetaceae
Exons: 1
Coding region: 1-411 (136 amino acids)
Source: RefSeq, a predicted model, not a curated record